This is a messenger RNA of Cuscuta epithymum, 568 nucleotides long. Lineage: Eukaryota; Viridiplantae; Streptophyta; Magnoliopsida; Solanales; Convolvulaceae. The record is from the annotation of a GenBank genome assembly.
CAAAAUCACAAGAAGCUAAGGGAGUUCAUCUGUUUAUUGAAAAUGUUUUUGAGAGCAACAAUUUUGGCAUUUCUGCUGGUGGGCUUGGCCGCCGCCACCUAUGAAAGAAAACCAUACCCACCUUGCGACAAGUGCAACUGCGUCGGGAAUGGGUGCAAGGGAAGAUUCCCGGCGGAGGCGGCGGUGGAGUGGCCGGACUUGGUCGGAGUUGAUGAAACAAUUGCGAGGGUGACCAUUGAGGAGACCAAUUCGUAUGUGACGGUGGUGACGGAGAAUGAUUACAAAAAUUGCCCGUAUCUGGUGGAUAGGUGUUGUAAUAGGGUCGUCCUUUGCGUUCAAUAUCACCCCACAAAUAAUGUGACCAAUGUCCCCAGGGUCGGAUAGAAUUGAAAGAAUUGAACUUCACAUUAUAUUCACACACAUUUUUUGUUUUACAAUUUUAAUACAUAUUACUACACCGAUCAUGAAUUCUUUCGGGUGUACGUAUCACAAAAUGAAAGUGCUAUUUCUUAAUGUACUAAAGAGUUGCAACAUCCUUUUUGGUCCAAAUAUUUGUAAAAGUUUGAUA